Molecule: messenger RNA, 423 nt
Organism: Arabis nemorensis
Lineage: Eukaryota; Viridiplantae; Streptophyta; Magnoliopsida; Brassicales; Brassicaceae
Source: the annotation of a GenBank genome assembly
AUGAGAAAGCUGAAUGAUGUUACUGAAGAAGACAACACCGUACAGACCGAGUCAAACAUCAAAUGUGCACAAGAGAAUAAUCGUGUUUCCGAACCAGAAGCAGGUUUGGUGCCUCACAGAACAAAUGAAGAAGAGAGUCAAAGAGUGUCAGCCAAAUCAGAGUUGUAUAAGUUAUGUGGUGUGAGGCAUUGGAAAGCACCUGUUUAUGAGUGUUGCGACAACGAGGGUCCUUCUCAUAAGAAACUAUUUACAGUCAGAGCUACGGUUGAAAUCAAGGAGGGUUCUCGGAUAACGGUUUUGGAGUGUUUCGGGGAUCCACAGCACAAGAAGAAAAUUGCAGCUGAACAGGCAGCAGAAGCAGCGCUUUGGUAUCUUAAGAAUGUGGGUCACACCCUUCAGACAGACAAAGCUUCUGGUCGUUGA